This is a messenger RNA of Drosophila bipectinata, 1337 nucleotides long. Its product is annotated as solute carrier family 25 member 35. The record is from RefSeq and is a predicted model, not a curated record. NCBI's taxonomy places the organism in Eukaryota, Metazoa, Arthropoda, Insecta, Diptera, Drosophilidae.
GAUGGUCCUACUAAUAAAUUGUUCUUUUAUAAUAUAGUUAUCUUUUUAUUGUAUUUGGCCAGAGAAGCGGCUGCUGCCGCUCUUCCUUGUAAUCGUGAAGGAAAAUUAUGAAAUACCCGUGAGCGCCAAAUCGAAAGGCUAAAGAGUGCCGGUCCAGGCAUCUCAAGAAACAGUAUCUAGUCAGUAACCGAUCCCGUGAUUACAUCGGACCUGCGCCAUGGCCUCUGAAUUUGUGAUAGGAGGGUUGGCCUCGGUGGGAGCCACCUUUUUCACAAAUCCCAUAGAGGUGGUCAAGACUCGUAUCCAGCUGCAGGGUGAACUGGCGGCAAGAGGCACUUAUGUGGAACCCUACAGGGGACUUUUCAAUGGUCUGGUGACCGUCGGUAAAAACGAAGGAUGGAUGGCCCUUCAAAAGGGAUUGGCUCCCGCCUUGUGCUUCCAGUUCAUCAUAAAUUCCUGCCGACUUAGCAUUUAUUCGGAGGCCAAUGAACGGCGUUGGAUACACACCAAGACCGGAGAGGUGUCCUACAGCUUGGGCCUCUUAUGGGGCGCCAUUGGAGGCGUUGUUGGAAGCUACUUCUCCAGCCCAUUUUUCCUGAUCAAAACUCAGUUGCAGGCACAGGCUGCCAAGCAAAUCGCUGUGGGCCACCAGCACACACACUCGUCGAUGAGCGAUGCGUUGCGGCAGAUCUAUGGCAAGAACGGAAUCAGUGGCCUAUGGCGAGGAUCGAUGGCAGCACUGCCACGGGCUGCCCUCGGAUCGGGAGCUCAAAUAGCCACGUUUGGGAAGGUCAAGGCGUUUCUGGUGCAAAAGGACUUAGUUGUCCAACCCACCUGUAACUCCUUCUGCGCUGGUUUAAUAGCUGGUUCGGUCAUGGCAGUGGCCAUGACGCCUCCAGACGUGAUAGCCACUAGGCUGUACAAUCAGGGAGUAGACGCACAGGGUCGGGGCUUGCUGUACCGUGGUUGGACGGAUUGUGCACUAAAAAUUUUGCGAACAGAGGGCAUGUACGGUCUGUACAAGGGUUUCUGGCCCAACUAUCUGCGUAUUGCGCCCCACUCGACCUUGGUGCUGCUCUUCUUUGACGAGUUGAUCCUGCUCCGCAACAAGUUUGCGCCUCAGUCUUGAAAAUUUGGUAGCCUAUAAUUUAAGUACAAAAUCGUUUGACGUACUCCUUUGUUAGCUAUUAGUAGUCAGAAUUCCUAGAUCCAGUUUCCUUAUUUUAUUAUAGACGCUAAUUGUGCCUUCGGAUGCUAACUCAAGCUCAAAUCCUGUAGUCAGUAAUUGUGCAAUAUUUUGCGAAAUAAACCUGUUAAAUUGUUACGUUUUUUACACC